This is a messenger RNA of Durio zibethinus, 3618 nucleotides long. The record is from RefSeq and is a predicted model, not a curated record. Lineage: Eukaryota; Viridiplantae; Streptophyta; Magnoliopsida; Malvales; Malvaceae.
AACAAACAAGUUGGGGAUUUCAGAGAACAAUCUUCAAUAUUCAGUCAUUCAAUUUCCUUCGGAAAAUGGUUUUGGAGGGUGUGUUAUUGACAGUCGGAGGGGCACUUCUCUCGUCAUUUCUAAAUGUACUGUUUGAGAAGAUGGCUUCUCCUCAGUUCCUGAACUUGGUCAAGCAACAAAAACUCAGGCGUGAUCUCUGGCAGAACUUGGAGAUAUUGCUGCUAACAGUUGAUAAGGUGCUCGCUGACGCCGAGGACAAGCAAAUCAACAACCCUUCAGUUAAAAAAUGGCUGGACAUGCUUAAGGACGCUGCCUAUGAUGCUGAGGAUCUACUAGAUGCAAUCGCCACUGAAGAUCUGAGGGGUCGGUUGAAUCGAGAAAAGAAGGAUCACUUUAACACUAGCCUUAAACAUCUUCUUCAGAAACUCAAAGACAUUGCUGCACAAAAAGACGCCCUUGGUUUGCAGGAAAGUUAUGGAGGAAAACCAUAUCCAAGACUGCCUACGACUUCCCUGGUCGAUGAAUCUGAAGUAUGCUUUAGAGAAAAUGUCAAAAUGCAGAUUCUUGAUUUUUUGUUAUCUGAUGCCGUGGAUGGAGAUAAAAUACCCGUAGUUGCAAUCCAAGGUAUGGGUGGCAUCGGUAAGACAACUCUCGCUCAAUUUUUGUUCAAUGAUGAAAGGGUCAAGACCUACUUUAAGUUGAGAACAUGGGCUUAUGUUUCUGAAGAAUUUGACAUUUUCAAGGUGACCAAAACAAUUUACGAGUCAAUUUUAUUGAGAUCUUGUAAUAUUAGUGAUUUGAACGCACUUCAGCUUGUGUUGGAGAGGAAUCUGAAGGGAAAAAAAUUUCUACUUGUCUUAGAUGAUGUUUGGAAUGAGAUCUUUGUUGAUUGGGAUCUUGUGAGAAGACCCUUUCAAGUUGGGGCUCCUGGAAGCAAGAUUAUUGUGACAACCCGUAAUCAAAAUGUCUCAUUCACCAUGCGGUCGGUUCUUGUUCAUCAUCUGCAGCCCUUACCUGACAAGGAUUGCUGGUCAUUAUUUGCAAAACACGCAUUCAAGAACAAAGAAUCCGAUGAAGAUCCAACCUUGAUUGCAAUUGGUAAAAAAAUUGUGGAAAAAUGCAAAGGCCUUCCUUUAGCUGCUAAAACACUCGGGAGUCUCUUGCGUUACAAAGUGGAAGCAGAAGAAUGGCACAAUGUCUUGAACAGUAAAAUAUGGGAUCUACCAAAUGAUAAGAGCAGCAUUUUACCGGCCUUAAGAUUGAGCUACUGUCAUCUUCCUUCUCACCUAAAGCGGUCCUUUGCUUAUUGUUCCAUAUUUCCCAAGGGAUAUGAAUUUGAAAAACGGAACUUGGUUCGACUUUGGAUAGCAGAGGGGUUAGUGCUUCAGCUGAACGGCCACAGAAGAAUGGAGGAAAUCGGUGGACAGUACUUUGAUGAGCUAUUAUCAAGGUCAUUGUUUCAACAAUCGAGUCGUAAGGAGUCAUGUUUUGAAAUGCAUGACCUUGUCAAUGAUUUAGCUCAAAAUAUAGCAGGUGAAUUUUGUUUCAAGUUUGAGGAUGGCAGCUUACCUCACACUCCUGAAAGGGUUCGCCAUUUAUCUUGUAUUCCGAUGCAAGAUGAAGCCCCUGAGAAAUUUGAGGCCUUUUAUGGAGCAUUCAAGGGUUUGAGGACAUUUUUGCCACUCAGAUUAUCAAAUUCUGGUAGGGUUCAUCUAAAUCCAAUAGUUCUUAAAAACUUGUUUCCAGAAUACUGCUCCUUGCGUGUAUUGUCAUUAUCAGCUUAUUAUAUAACUAAGUUGCCUGAUUCAAUCAGCAACUUAAAGCAUCUGCGUUACUUGGAUCUUUCUUCCACUGAUCUUCAGAACUUGCCUGAAGCAGUGGGUUGUUUGUAUAAUUUAGAGACGUUGAACUUGUCACAUUGUCAUAGCCUCACCCAGUUGCCUGCAAAUAUGGGGAAUCUUACUAAAUUAGAGCAUCUUGAUAUUAGGCAGACUGCGGUAAAGGAAAUGCCAGAAAAUUUUGGUAAUUUGAAAUGUCUCCAGUUUUUGACAAAUUUUUUUGUGAGCAAAAACAGUGGGUCAAGGAUUAGUGAGUUGAAGGACCUCUCUCUACUGUUUGGUACCCUUUCGAUUUUGGGACUCCAGAAUGUGUUUCAACCGGAAGAUGCCUCAAAGGCCAAUUUGAAGGAUAAGAAAUACCUAGCUGAGUUAAUUCUCAAAUGGACUACCUAUGAUUCACGUAAUGCAACUGAGGUACUUGAAAAGCUGCGCCCUCAUGAAAAUUUGAAGAAGCUCAGCAUUGAAUGCUUUGGUGGUUUAAAACUCACCGGAUGGUUAGGGAAUGCUUCAUUCUGCAAACUAGAGUUUCUGCAACUUGUUGAUUGUGGAAAUUGCUCAUCAUUGCCACCUCUGGGGCAACUACCCUCUCUCAAAGAACUCCACAUUUUAAGAAUGAAAGGCGUGCAACAGAUUGGUCAUGAGUUCUAUGGAAACGAUGUCCUGCCAUUCAGAUCCUUGGAAACAUUGCAGUUUCGAGGAAUGCUGGAUUGGCAGCAGUGGUUGCCUUUGAAAGAUGGUGCAUUCCCUUCCCUCCAGCAGCUCAUUGUGCAUAAAUGUCCGAAUUUGACCGGGUGUUUAUCCUGGCUCCUUCCUUCCUUGGUGACGCUUGACAUCUAUGAAUGUAGGAAACUACAGUUGCUUCAUCAGAAUGGCGUAAAUCAACACUCAGCACUCGAGCAUUUGUACAUUAGGAAGAGUUGUGAUGAUCUCAAAUCAUUUCCAUUAAGCUCCUUCACAAAACUCAAAAAGCUUAAACUCCAGGAUUGCAAAUUUCUCAGAUCAAUUGGGAUGCCACAUGAAUGCCACGAGGAUCUCAAAUUUCUUCAAAAGUUAACAAUUAGAGACUGUGAUGAUCUGGGGUUCUUUUAUGGAAGAGGGUUGCCAUCUCUCCAAAAGUUAAAAAUAUUUCAUUGUUCAAAUCUCCUUUCAUUUGGGGAAGGUGGUUUGCCACCCAGUCUUCAAUCACUUUCAAUUGAGAACUGCGAGAAACUACCACCCCAAGAAACAUGGGGGCUCGACAUGGCGUCACUCAGGCAUUGUGAGGUUGAUUGAGUCACCUAAAGGCUCCUCGAUGGUGACUCUCGGUUGAGGUUGAAAAUGAAGUUUGCAUCCCUAGUCCGAAAACAAAAGAAGUCUGGUGGAUACCGAUGAAUAUGCAGAUUACAGAUCCACAAGUCCAUUUGGCUGGAAUCUUGAAGAAUCAUAACAUAUUACAUCCCAUCUUACGAAUGUGACAUUGUGUAUAAGCCUCAGGAAGGCUACUCCAGCAUCAUUGAUCAAGAAUUAGGAAGCUGAUCAGUGAUCACCCUAUAGUUGAAGAUUGAAAAAGCUGAAACUUUGAGUGAUGGGGAAGACUCUCUAUGUAAUGGAAGUGAAACAUUUUAUCAGAUACUCUGGCAAUGUAACAUGGGAAUUUUAUCAAUUUUUUGUUUUAAAUGCUGGAAAAAUGUCACAUGGCAAUAUUUAAUACAUUCAAAUUUGAGAUUGCAGAUUUUAAAUUAGCUUUUUUUUUUCUCUCUUUUUUCUAAAAGAAUUGAAAUAAGGCAAUGAUGGUGGCACA